Messenger RNA from Xyrauchen texanus (razorback sucker), 3024 nucleotides. It is a transcript of the gene tgoln2, whose product is annotated as trans-golgi network protein 2. The record is from RefSeq and is a predicted model, not a curated record. The transcript is spliced from 4 exons. Bases 106 to 969 code for a protein of 287 amino acids. Lineage: Eukaryota; Metazoa; Chordata; Actinopteri; Cypriniformes; Catostomidae.
CACACCGGAAUCGUUGUGUUGGCGUUCUGUCGGAAUCUCCCGUAUCUACAUCGGAGCGUUGGUCUUUGUCAGUCGUAUCUUACCAAUAUACCACUCUCUAAAUCUAUGAUGCGGUUCACGGCGCUUUGUAUUGUUUUGAUCUGCGUGUCUCAGGCUGGUUCCAGACCACUGGAAAAUGAAGAUGAAGAUGAAAGUCAACAGACUGACACUAUUCCACAAACUACAGUAGCUCAUAAGAUUGAAGAAGGCCAAGACACAGAAGACAAACUGAAGAAGAGUGAGACUGAAAAGAAUGUAUCAGGAACUAGUAUUUCUACUUCCAUUUCUGAAGGUAAAGAAACAAAAGAAAUGCCUUCAGAGAACAUAACUUAUACAGUGAACACAAACAAUGAAGAAUCAGAUGAACAAAUUCAACCUGACAAUCCUGAACAGGGUGAUGAGAAAAACACACCUGAAACUCUUGAAGAUGAGGAAACCAAACCUGAAACUCUUGAAAAUGGUAAAGAAGAUGAGGAAACCAAACCUGAAACUCUUGAAAAUGGUCCAAAGGAAUCAAAUAAUGGAGCAACAGAGGAACAGAAUCCGAAUGCUCUGAAGAACCCUACAGACAUUGAUACAAAUGAUGAUCAGAUGGGUGCCAUUCAGAAAUCCGGAGAGGUGCAAGAGAUUGAGGAGGAUGGUGAUGAUGAGGGUGAAGCUGAUGAUUUUGAUCAGGGCACAUCCAACCAAAAACCAGCGAUCGAAACAAUUGACCAGAAAUCAAAAACGAAAGACAAACUUCAGCUAGAGGAAUCUCCAGAGAACAGCCACUUCUUUGCCUAUCUCGUCUCUGCUGUUAUACUGGUGGCCGUGCUCUACGUUGCCCGUCACAACAAGCGCAAGAUCAUUGCAUUUGUUGUUGAGGGCCGGAGAUCAAGAGGCUCGCGGAGACCCAAAACAUCAGAUUACCAAAAACUCGAGCAGAAUUGAGCAGUAUAAGCAGUAAGAUGCAAAACCUGAUGUAGGUGGUGGAUGAAUCAGAAUAUUUUGACUGUGACCUUUAAACUUGAAUUAUUCCCCAUGAGGCAUACAUCAUAAUACUGCUCAUCAACACUGUAUGACAAUUGUCAGUUACAUCACCUAAAUAUAUAAAAAAAAAUGACAAAUCCUUAAAAAGAUAUUUGAUUCUCUCAUCAUAAAUAAUUUUUUUCAUUUACUCACAUGGAUAUGGUGUUUUUUCGUUUAUUGCUGAGCCUCUUUUUUUUCAAUCUUAUUUAUGAUUACAUAAUAGUCUAACAGAGAAGGAAACAAUAUGUAUAUUUUGCAGACAUGAAAUAUUUGAGGAAAUAAAUUAGUUUUUCAUGGUCACGGUAGUCAUUAGGAAGUUUUGAAAUUAUAAAUGUUGCUGGUUUAAGCCCUAACUGGAAAAUGAGGUCAUAAAGAUGUUAAUGAUUGAAGUUAAUAACACAUUUAUCGGGCAUGUGAAUUGCACAUUCUACCUGUGUUAGGAAACUAGUUGUAGGCUUUGUUUCUAGAUUAUGUAUGUUUUACACACUGUUAAUGCAAGUUAAACAGAUGUUUUGUGAUGUCACAGGUUUUGUUUUUUUCUCAUGAUUACAAUUUGUGGUUUAUGAAUGUUUUGAAUGCUGUAUUAUCUUAGUUUUUGCCCAUAUGCAGAAUUUCGGUUGCAGCUAGUAUACAGUGUAAGCUGUCUGUUUACAUUAUAUUUGACAUUGUCAGUCCUCGGUUCAGUUUUUGCACCUUUCUUUCAGUCAAGGCGUUUUGCUCAGAAUCAAGUGACUUGUUUCCAUGACAGUAAUGUUUAAACAAGCCGUCCAGGUGCGUUGUUUGUUUCAGAGUAAAGUUUACUUUUAAAGGAAUAUUCCGGGUUCAGUACAAGUUGAGCUCAAUCAACAGCAUUUGUGGCAUAAUAUUAAUUACCACCAAAAAAAAUAAAAAAUGUAAUGUUAAUACUCUGUUUCAAAAGUAUAGCCAUGACACAUAAACAAUGUGUGUUAACAUGAUUUUGUUUUUUUUUUGUUUUUUUUAUAAAACCACUUCCUAACCUUUUCUGUGUAAAGUUAUAGCCAAUUUUACAACUUCGCUGCCAUGUUUAUGUACUGUCAACAAACCCUAAAAUUAUUUAAAUAACUUUACAACUCAAAUAAUACAUGCAUUUUAACAGAAGAAUGAAUAAAAGUGCUUUUAUAAAAUUAUAAACUUCACAUUUCUGUUUUUAAACCUUCCAAAAAUGGUCCCUAUUCACUUCCAUUGUAAAUGCCUCACUGUAACGGCAAUCUUUGCUUUUUUUUAAAGAGACAGAGGGACGAAAAUAUAUUUUUCUGUUAAUCAAUAUUAUGCCUCAAAUGCUGUCGAUUGAGCUUAAAUUGUAUUGAGUAUUAUUUUAAACUGGUGAAGAAACACUAUUUUAGUUACGUCAACUGCAUUUGUCUCUUACUUUACUGUUGAACGUUAUUUUACAAUAGCAACAUUUGUUUGAAAAAGGACACCUCAGAUUCUAUGUGUGAAUAAUAUAUAAUUUGUGCAAUAUUUUAAAGUAUAGUCGGAAACUGUUGAGCUGUUCAAGUCACAAUAAAAAGCUUAUUUUGUUAAAGUAUGACGGUAGUAGCAGUGAAGAAGAUUGGGUUUGAUGUAGAUUGAAGUUACAACACUUAAUUUAUGAAAUGAGCAACAAACAAGAUUUCUGUGCCAAAUCAAGACUGUGCCCUGAAAUGAGAGAUUCAUACUCUUUUAUUUCGUCUUUGAUUUGUUUUAUGUCAUGUUCUUGUGCCUACGGCAUGAAUCAACACUCUUUACUGGUGAUGUUUGAUAUACUGUAAUACUUGUCCCGCUUUAUUGUCUGUCAAACCUGUGGGUGUCAGCUCAAGAAAUAACCAGUGACUUUGCACAUAACCACUUUUCUUGUAAUGCUGGAACUAUUUUGAAUUGUUAUGUGGUUAAAAUGGUUUGAUGGGGAUUUUAUCAACUGUGGUCUAUCUUUUUCCAUAGGUAAUGCUCUUUCUACACUGAAGAGAGUUGAAUAAA